AUGGAGGUUGCAUAUCGUAUUCAUUUGACGGCAAUUUUAAGUGUGACUUGUUUUCUCUUGAAGCAAGGUUUACCUUUCCGUGGAAAUGAUGAGUCUUCAAAUUCACUAAACAAAGGCAAUUUUCUUGAGUUGCUUGAUUGGUAUAGCCUACGAAAUGAAGAAGUUUGGAAGACAGUCAAUCAAAAUGCCCCUGGAAACAAUCAAUUGACUUCCCCAAAAAUUCAAAAGGAGUUGGCAAAUGCUUGUGCAAUGGAGAUUACACGUGUUAUUGUUGAUGAUAUUGGGGAUAAUUAUUUUUCUCUUAUGGUUGAUGAAGCCCGAGAUGCUUCAAUAAAGCAACAAAUGAGAGUUGUUUUAUGA
This is a messenger RNA of Dioscorea cayenensis subsp. rotundata (Guinea yam), 360 nucleotides long. RefSeq names its product zinc finger MYM-type protein 1-like. The transcript has a single exon. The record is from RefSeq and is a predicted model, not a curated record. Bases 1 to 360 code for a protein of 119 amino acids. Lineage: Eukaryota; Viridiplantae; Streptophyta; Magnoliopsida; Dioscoreales; Dioscoreaceae.